This is a messenger RNA of Penicillium brevicompactum, 1326 nucleotides long. RefSeq lists its product as uncharacterized. NCBI's taxonomy places the organism in Eukaryota, Fungi, Ascomycota, Eurotiomycetes, Eurotiales, Aspergillaceae. The record is from RefSeq and is a predicted model, not a curated record. Gene Ontology annotation, cellular component: cytoplasm; nucleus. Bases 1 to 1326 code for a protein of 441 amino acids. The transcript is spliced from 8 exons.
AUGGAGUCCCCCGCAAUCCCGGUCCCGCUGGAUCCGCGGGAACAGCCCAUCCUCGAACGACUGCUCCGAACCCGCGACGCCCUCUUGCUUAUCAAACAGGACAAGUCUUCCUACAUCAAGUCUCGUGACGUUCUUCCUCACUAUGAAGAAGUGAUCGCGGAGGUUGAGAAGCUCAAUGUAGCACGCAAAGAGCAGGAUCGUCGCUUGACCCAUAACCGCCUGGACUAUGUCUUGGACGACUGCUUUCAGUUAAUUUCCUUACUUUUCUUAACAGUUGGAAGGAAUAAUGAAGCUCCCGCAGUUUACUCUUUGGCGGCCACCAUUCAGCGUUUACUUGACCAUCUUGAAGAGGCCGGUUUCUACAGCUCCAAGGAUCUAAACUCAAUCACCAAGACUUUGGAAUCUACCCGCGAAACACUUGAGCGCGGUCGCGACACAUACUCACCGGCUCUUCUCACACUCUUGGAAAGUCGUCUUGAACAAUGCGAAAUCUCCUUGAAGAAGUUACAGAAGGGCCUUGCGGCGCUAUCCCCUCCUCUGGCGCAAACACACGAGACGCUAGUUUCCAUUCUGCGGUCAACAUCCGCUGUUAAUACACGAUCAAAGUUCUCCGCAUCGGAAGUUAAUGGUCUUCGGGAACAACUGAAGAAGAUUGAGAAGACAACCAAGGAUGGAAACUUUGUGGACGCCGAGGGCAACAUUCUUGCAGGUCAGGAUGAGGUCAAAUCUCUGAUUAGCCGCUGCUGGCGAUGGACCGAGAUUGUGCUCGAACGUGAGGGGAAGAUCGAUGAACGCUUCAGAGACCAAUAUGAGCGGUUGCUGGAGAUCCGCAACCAGUUGGAUCGCUUGUCUGUAACCCAGGCCUGGUCUCUGCGCGAGACAGAUCUUUUCGGAUUCCAGCGAAAGCUUGACCGAAUCGACGAGGCCCGAUCCAACGGAAACUUCGUUGACGCAGAGGGUCAACCAGCUGACCUUCACGCACAACGCACACUGCUUUACCUUAUUCGCCGCAGCUACGCAUACAUCUACGCGCUGUUGAUUUCAUCUGAGCCCGUAUCCGAAGCUCUUCUCCCAGUCUAUAAUCAGCUUCAAACCCUGCGCCGCUGCUUGAUCGAAGUCAAAGAGUCUGGGGGCGUCUCAAACUCCCGUGAACUUUACCCAUACAGCAUGAAGCUCAACUCGAUUGACAACAUGCGGGUAGACGGAAAGUUCUACGUUGGCCCCGAUAUUCCCGAAGGUCAAGGUAGUGUGAACAACCUGCUUGCCGAGUGCUACGACUACGUCUGGGAACUGCGUGCUGCAGUGGUUGAUGAAGAACAGUCUUAA